AUGUCAGCCAACGCCAAAAAAGCGAAUCCAGUAACAGAGAACACUCUAAAGACAAUCAAUAAUUUGAAAGUCAAUUCACCGCCAUUAUUCACAGAGAUUGUAAGAGCAGCCAACAAAUAUCAGCAACAAUGUCAAGCAUUGAGUCAGGCCGGUAUCGUCUUGGCUGACACCAUCGCCAGACUAACUGUACACAACACUGGUGAUUUCGGUGAAGGUCUAAAGAAACUAUCAGAUGUAAUUAGAGAAUUGGAAACAAAGAGAGAUGAAGUUUCAAAAACAUUAUUAAAUGAUUUCAUUGCUCCAUGUAAACAAUCGAUUGAAACAGAUCACAAGGAUAUUCUAACAUUCGAAAAGAAUUAUAAAAAAGAUAAAGAGAACAUGAGACAAGAGAUUCUUAAACUUGAAGCCAAGACUAGAAAGGCAGGAAAGAAGACUACUGCUGAAGUACUUAAACAACAAAUCACAGAGUUAAAUGACAAGAUAAAGGAAUCAGAUCAAUUAAACACAAACAAGUUAAGAGAUGUAGUUUUGAUGGAGAGAAGAAAGUUUGCAACAUUUUUAUCACAAUUCAAUCAAUUCCUCGAUAAGGAAUUGGAUCUAUCGAAUGAAUCGAAUGUCAAACUAACUGCUGGAUUACAAACAUGGAGAGAUUUAAUUAAUGUUCAAAAUCAAUUACCAGGAGAUGUUGAAUCACUGAUUAGUAAACAGGAGAGAACAUUGGUUCAAAUUCAACCACAGGCAGACAAUGGUGAUAGCUAUCGUAUUUCAUAUGCACCUGGUAAGGUUCAAGGAGGAGGUAGCAGUUCGGCAGCUGGAUACGACACCUAUGAAUCGUACGACUCUUACGAUAACUACGAUUCGUCGUACGAAAACUCUUCCUACACAGACAACUCCUACGAUUACAACAAUAGCGGUGGCGGUGGCGAGUUGCAAGCACGUGCACUCUACGACUAUGAGAGCCAAGAGUCGACCGAUCUCAAUUUGCGUGCCGGUGACAUCAUCACCGUCAUUCAGCAGGACGAUGGUUCCGGUUGGACCAAGGGUAGAGACUACCAUGGUACCGAAGGUAUUUUCCCAUCCUCAUAUAUAGAAUAUAUUAGUAAGUUCUUGAUUGACGAGAUCAUAAAUAAAAGAGCUCCUUACCUAGAUUAUGAAUAUACCAACUACACCGGACAAAGAUUCGAAAUGCAUGUUCCAGGUCGUUACCACAAUGUUGCUGCGGAUCAAAAAUCCAUGAAGAUCGGACCUAAUACCAAGAUUAGAGUAUGGGAACCAAAUGGAAAAAUUUGGGAGAAAGGUACUGGUAACUACCCUGAGGGUUCUACUAUCCCCUAUGAUUCAAUCACUCAAGCUGUGGACAAUUCCUUCAAGUUUUCAAUUGAUAUUCGAUUCAAACACACCAUUGCAGGUAAACCAGAGAAUGACUAUACCUUAGCCAUUAAACCACUCCAUUUUGAAAAUAGCGUUAUUACAUCUGGAGGAGAUUACCUUGGAGUUCAAAUCCCACAACUCAACCCACCCGAUUCUUUGAUUGUAUCACAGAUUUCUGUUCGUGAGGUCCCAUGGCCACACCAAAUCGUUGCCAAUGGAUCGGUAUAUUUCAAAUAUAAUCCAACAACCGAAGAUAUCACAUUCACAAAGACAGAAGGUUUCCCAGUAAACAUGGAUAUUGAGAAAGAUGACAUUUGGGGCUUUACCAUAACUCUAAAAGAAAUUUGGUAUUUUAUCAAUGAUAUAGUUGUCUUUCAAAGACCGAUUUAUUACUUAUUUUAA
Messenger RNA from Heterostelium album PN500, 1773 nucleotides. RefSeq names its product SH3 domain-containing protein. Lineage: Eukaryota; Evosea; Eumycetozoa; Acytosteliales; Acytosteliaceae. Gene Ontology annotation, molecular function: calmodulin binding; calcium ion binding. Bases 1 to 1773 code for a protein of 590 amino acids. The record is from RefSeq and is a predicted model, not a curated record. Gene Ontology annotation, biological process: plasma membrane organization; calcium-dependent cell-cell adhesion. The transcript has 10 exons. Gene Ontology annotation, cellular component: external side of plasma membrane; cell-cell junction.